AUGCCAGCCCAUGACAUGGACUGUGAUGUCUCCUCUCUGGUUGCCUGUGUAGUGGAUAUUGAGGUAUUUACCAACCAAGAUGUUAAGGAGAAAUUUGAGAAUUUGUUCCGUGCUUAUGAUGACAGUGUGACAUUUCAGCUGUUUAAAAGUUUUCGACGCAUAAAAAUUGACUUCAACAACCCUAAAUCUGCUGCUAAUGCUAGAACAGAACUUCAUGAAACACAGUUCCAAGGGAAGAAACUAAAGCUUUACUUUGCAAAGGUCCAGGCUCUGGAGAAUGACAGAGAGGCCAUCCACUUGGCUCCACCCCAGCCAUCCAAGCAAUUCCUCAUCUCACCUCCAGCCUCUCCUCCUAUUGGUUGGCAACCAAAAACUGAUGAUACACCAGUCAUCAAUUAUGACCUCCUUUAUGCUGUUUCUAAACUGGGACCAGGUGAGAAAUAUGAACUGCAUGCAGGUACUGACUCCACCCCCAGUGUAGUUGUGCACAUCUGUGACAGUCAUGCAACGGAAGAGGAAGACCCAAAUAACACACCAAAGCCACAAAUUACGCAGACUCGACGUCCUAGCCUACCAUCCUCUGUGUGCAGCUGACUUGCCCCAAGAAGAACGUCUCUUGUUUUGUGUAUCACUGUUUUCUCUUGGUAGAAGUCAGCCAUGGCUCUCUGUAUAAUCCAGUAUUUAGUUUGUUAGAAUAUUCCCUGUGAGACAAUGGAGCCUAAGAAACAAAAGGGCCCAGAAUGUGUUCUUUGUAGCCAUAAUUAUGUCACAUUCCUGCAGAACGGAAAGGGAGGGGGGAUUAGGUGGAGGGAUUUUCCUCCUUAGGCUGCAGCCUGGGAUAAAGUCAGCAAGCCUUUCUUCUAAGGAAACAUGUAUAGGAUUGCACUGCACAAAUCAAGAUUCUUUAAAUGUCAUUCAUUAAGUGGAGGUAAUAAUGUUUGGAUAUGUUGUUCAGAUCAACCAUCCCCACAUGCUCCAAGGCACAUUUCUACAAAUAGGUUUUUCUCCUUAUGCUUACUGUGCAGUUUAGCUUUCUUCUCUGGGCCUGAAUUAGGAGGAACUCUUGUUCAAUGGAAGAACUCAUCCUAGGUCCACCUUAUAAUACUGUAUCUGCAAGGAAGUGGGAGGAGAGGGACCUCGGAGAGCAGAAAGGUUCUAGUUGUGAAUCCUUGGAGAGCCAUUGUCAGAGUAAACAACAGAAUCAAGCUUGACCAGUGGCAUUGGAA
Python bivittatus (Burmese python) is the source of this 1226-nucleotide messenger RNA. It is a transcript of the gene RCAN2, whose product is annotated as regulator of calcineurin 2. Gene Ontology annotation, cellular component: nucleus; cytoplasm. NCBI's taxonomy places the organism in Eukaryota, Metazoa, Chordata, Lepidosauria, Squamata, Pythonidae. Gene Ontology annotation, molecular function: nucleic acid binding; calcium-dependent protein serine/threonine phosphatase regulator activity. The record is from RefSeq and is a predicted model, not a curated record. Gene Ontology annotation, biological process: calcium-mediated signaling.